Messenger RNA from Mucor mucedo, 333 nucleotides. RefSeq lists its product as uncharacterized. Bases 1 to 333 code for a protein of 110 amino acids. The transcript has a single exon. Lineage: Eukaryota; Fungi; Mucoromycota; Mucoromycetes; Mucorales; Mucoraceae. The record is from RefSeq and is a predicted model, not a curated record.
AUGAUGUUUGAGCGUUUUCCUGGAGUGUUUAAGAAAGAUUUUAACCGAGAAAUCGUUUUGGAAGCCUUGACUCCGUUGAAGUUUAAUAAGGAGCAGGAUAGUGUCCGUAUGGAUUUCGAGUUUGAUCGAGUGGACUCUUCAGACAUGAAAAAAUUGCUUGAGAAUCACCGAAAUUGCAAAGAUAUCAACAAAUCCAGGUUAGACAUCAUGCACAAAUUAUGUUUCCUGAUUCAAGUUGACUUUGGAGCUCAAAAUUUCGAUUUUAAAAUCCUGAAAGUUAGAUCAGGUUUUUUCUGUUCUUUGUUUGCUUCUGCCUCAUUUGAUUCUCAAUAA